Molecule: messenger RNA, 3570 nt
Organism: Thunnus maccoyii (southern bluefin tuna)
Lineage: Eukaryota; Metazoa; Chordata; Actinopteri; Scombriformes; Scombridae
Gene: arhgap17a
Product: Rho GTPase activating protein 17a
Exons: 21
Coding region: 503-3184 (893 amino acids)
Biological process (GO): signal transduction; regulation of actin cytoskeleton organization; regulation of Rac protein signal transduction
Cellular component (GO): cytoplasm; intracellular anatomical structure; cytosol
Molecular function (GO): protein binding; GTPase activator activity
Source: RefSeq, a predicted model, not a curated record
UCUCUCCCCCCUCUCCCUCUCCUGCUGGCAGAGGCAGAGGUGAGCCGCCGCCGCCGCUGUUCAUUCGGCUCCCUGCUCUGCUCUGGGAAAAAGCGGCCGACGGAUUAUCCAGCUCGGUAACGUUAGCUCGCCCGGCUAACGGUCAAGACAGCAACCCGAGAAGAGCCAUGAAAAGCCGCUGGAGCCAGUGAAAGUUAGUCACGGCUUAACCUCGGGACUUUAAUGUACGGAAACACACAAAAAAGACGGUUCGCGGAUCAUGCCGUCGCCCUCAAGGGGAACUUUUCUCUGAGAUUUCCACUUGGGAAAGGCUAGCUUAGGGGCUAGCGAGGCUCCAAACUAUUUUUAAUUGGCUUUGGGCUCAAUGGCUCUCGCUUGUUUUUCCCUGUCAUAGCGACAGCCUGGAAAAUUGAAACGGGGAGAGGCCCUGUGAACUUCAUGACAAACCAAAGCCCGGCUUUGAAGCGUAACUUCGGAAGACUCGACAGGCAAAGGACCGAAAAUGAAGAAGCAGUUCAAUCGGAUGAAACAGCUCGCCAAUCAAACAGUUGGCAGAGCGGAGAAAACAGAAGUUCUCAGCGAUGACCUCCUACAGAUUGAACGGCGCAUGGAGUUGGUGCGUGUGGUGUCCCACAACACACACAAGAGGAUGGUCUCAUGUCUACAGGGACACAUCGGCGCAGAUGCAGAGAAGAGACAUUCCGUACCACGCCUCUAUACAGGAAAUGGUCAGAAAAAGCUUCCUCUGACGGCGUUAUCGCAGGCUAUGGUUGAAGGCGGAAACCAAUUGGGAGAAGACUCCUUAAUAGGGAAGAUGAUGGAAGUGUGCGGCGAGGCAGAGAAUCGGCUGGCAUCAGAGCUGAUGCAACAUGAGCUGCAGAUAGAGAAGGACGUUCUGGAUCCCCUCAGCCAGUUAGCAGAGGUGGACAUCCCCAACAUCCUGAAGCAGAGGAAACAGCUGGCCAAAUUGGUGCUGGAUUACGAUUCUGCCAGAGCAAGAUGGUUGCAGGCAACCAAGUCAAUUAUCUCAGGAACAAACACUCAAGCACUGACGGCCAAAGCUGACCUACUGAAGGAGGAGAUGGAUGAAGCAAUGAACAAAGUGGAGCUUUGCAAGGACCAACUCGCUGCAGACAUGUACAGUUUUUUCUCAAAAGAAGGGGAGUAUGCCCGCUACUUUGUAACGCUCUUAGAAGCUCAGGCUGAUUACCACAGAAAGUCUCUCACUCUUCUGGAGGGUGUCCUGCCAACCAUCCAGACUCAGCAAGACUCGUGGACGGAGAAGCCCGCGUUUGGCACGGGGUUGGAUGAACACCUGAAAAGGAGUGGAAGGGAGAUCGCCCUGCCCUUAGAGGCCUGUGUUAUGAUGCUUCUAGAGACUGGCAUGAAGGAAGAGGGUCUUUUCAGAAUCGCAGCAGGAGCAUCCAAACUAAAGAAGCUGAAGGCGGCGCUGGACUGUUCCACGUCACAACUGGAGGAGUUCUAUUCCGACCCCCACGCCGUCGCUGGAGCACUGAAGUCGUACCUGAGAGAACUUCCUGAUCCUCUAAUGACCCAUCAGCUUUAUGAUGAUUGGAACCAGGCAUCCAGCGUGUCGGACCCGGAUAAGAGGCUCCAGGCACUCUGGGUUGUGUGUGAUAAGCUACCAAAGAACAACAAAACCAACCUGAGGUAUCUGGUGAAGUUUUUAGCCAAACUGGCUCAGGACAGCGAGGUGAACAAAAUGACUCCCAGCAACAUCGCCAUCGUCCUGGGACCCAACCUGCUCUGGGCCAAGACUGAGGGGAGUCUGGCUGAGAUGGCUGCAGCUACCUCUGUGCACGUGGUGGCCAUCAUAGAGCCCAUCAUCCAGCAUGCGGACUGGUUCUUUCCUGAGGAUGUGGAGUUCAAUGUGUCCGGCAUGUUUGCGAUGCCCACACCUGCAUCCAACCACAACAAUCACCUAGAUUAUGACUGUGGCACCAUCGAGAGGAAGCGGCCUGGCAGUAUGGUGGGACCAGAGAACGACACAACGCGCAAAGACAACACCCCUAACAAGCACUCGGACCACACCCUUCGUAGAGGCAGUAACACCUUAGGUAGAAAGCAGCACACUUCACCUGCCUUCCAGCCUCCUUUACCCCCCGUGGAGACUCCAGGGCAGGGGCACGGGGCCGGGCAGGUCUCCCAGCCCUCGGCCGAGCCCCAGCCCCAGCCGCAAGCUCCACCGGGGGGGUCAGGGCUUGACAGCUCCCAGCAUAGCUUGGCGCAGGGUCUCGCUGCACUCGCAGCCGCUCAGCAGCUUCUAGCCCAACACACAGAAGAGCUCAGCAACCCAAAGCUACGUGACUCCACACCUGCCCAGACCCCUCUGCUCCAGAGGAAUGGCUCUGGAGGAGGAGGAGGGGGACAGACUGCAGGGCAGCUGGGCACUGGGACCCCCGGGGCUGGACCCAUGGGGCCCAGUCCCCAUAUGAUGCGCAGAGGUACCAAGAAGCAGGCUCCGGCCCCUCCCAAACCCACAAACCCUCCUCCCAGCCAGCCCUGCAAUUCAGUGAACCACACCACCACCACCUCCUCCUCCUCCUCCUCUUCCACCUCCUCCUCAGGCUCAUCCCAGUCCUUCAGCCCCACUCCCAGACCCCUGUCGAGCCACUCGCCCAGCUCUCCCACCUCUCCCAGCUCACAGCCAUGCACCACCCCCAGGCGCCACUCCAGUAACCAGCCCCCAAUCCAAGCGCCCAGCCAUCCACCUCCAGAGCCUCCGACACAGGCCAGCCCUCCCCCGCAGCCCACCACGUCGCACGGCCAGCCCGGCGGAGACCAGCAGAGCACAGACCCCUCACCUCCGGACACCCCGACACCUCCAGACACCCCUCCGCCUUCCACCACCACCCACGACGGCGGCCCCGGGGCCGUCGCUCCUCCGUCCCCGUCUCCCUACCAGACAGGCUCACUUCCCCGGCCGCGACCCGUCCCCAAACCCAGGAACAGACCCAACGUCCCACCGCCACCACAGCCCACCACACUGACCAAUGACACCAACGGGAUCUGUGCCACCGCUUACAAGAUGAUGGACCCAGCGAUGUCUUUUAAAGGGCUGAGUCGAGCUUUGGUCCCUGAGUUCGCUGUAGACCAGCAGCCAGCCUGCUCCCUGCCUCCUCCCAAAGACUGUGACCUGGACACUGAAAGCACCGUCCUAUAAGCAGGAGACGAUGAAACGCUUCGGUCUAGCACUCCCCCCCAGCACAUCUCCUCUCAUCAUCUAAACACACACACACACACAUACACACGAUUCAUUUAGUCUCCCCCUGUACAGUAUCAUCCUAGCAUCCCUCCUCAGAAAGUCUGCUGUUAUCUUCUCCCAGUCUCCCAGACUUUAAUGUGACAUAAUGCACCUUCUGGCAGCCAUGAUGGAGGUCCACAGCUGAUUUGCAUUCUACUAGGGCUGCAGCUAACGAUUAUUUUCACUAUCAAUCAAUCGUUUUGUCUAUAAAUCUAUUAAUGUAAAAGAUCCUGUUUUGUCCGACCAACAGUUGAAAAUCCAGAGAUGUUCAUUUGAGAAGCUGCAACCAGCAAAUAUUUGGCAUU